GUAAUUGAUGAACACGUGUUUGUACCACACGUUUGAUUUGUUUGUGAAUUGCAUUUAAGCGCCGAUUGUAUUGAAUUUCAAUGACUUUUGAAAAAGACAUCUCAGAUGACAAUCGCUAUAAAGUUGACAACACAUCCAAUGAUUAGCUGAUCCAUUAAAUUCUGUCAUUUUGUUUGUUGAUUGAAGUGAAGACACAAAAUGAGUCUUUUAGUUAUCGAUGAAAGACCAGCGAUGGCCAGUCUGUCGAAGAAACGAUUGCGACGACGACUGUCUAACUCAGGAGAUAAUGGAGGACUUGAAAGGAAAACCAACAAAACAAACGUCUUCUCCGGUUACUCUAAGACUGUGCGGACUGUCAGUCCAUUGAAGAUGUUAUGUCUCGAAAAGCUUAGCCAACAUUUUGACAAAUUGGUAAUCAAUCAGUCGAUUAAUUACGAUAUCAUUCAACCACUUCUCGAGAGAUGUGAAUCACACGACUUGAAACGUAUUGAAGAAUUGAAUCCUUGGUUAACAUCACAGACGGAACGCUUAUGGCAUCAAUUGUGUCGCAACGACUUCUACUUUGUCGUCACCGAUGGUAAGGACAGUCAGCACAGCAAUGGGAUCCCAAACAAGAUGUCGAGUGAGUCGUGGCGUCAGUUUUAUUGGCGAGUAAUGAGUGAUCGCAAACGCAAACUUGAAGAACUCACGACUAGUAUUAAAGACAAAACAGCGUCUUUGAAAACUACUAGAAAGACAACCAAAGUAUGUGAAACACAGUCGAUGGCAAAAAUAUCGAUUGCAAGACAUGAUGUGAUGACCACAAAUCAUAAGAAGAAGGUGACGAUUGCACCUCUUAUGAAGAAAUGUCUUCAAAUGAAACGACAGAAACCUUUUUCAUAAGUUUUCUUUCAUUUUGUUAUUAUUUAAUCAUAUUUACUGUCAUAUAAUUUAUCAUUAAUUUAUAUUAACAUUUGAUAAAUUAAUGUAUUAAU
Molecule: messenger RNA, 974 nt
Organism: Oppia nitens
Lineage: Eukaryota; Metazoa; Arthropoda; Arachnida; Sarcoptiformes; Oppiidae
Product: elongin-A-like
Exons: 2
Coding region: 199-882 (227 amino acids)
Biological process (GO): transcription elongation by RNA polymerase II
Cellular component (GO): elongin complex; nucleus
Source: RefSeq, a predicted model, not a curated record